Messenger RNA from Ostrinia nubilalis (European corn borer), 5600 nucleotides. RefSeq names its product progestin and adipoQ receptor family member 4. Gene Ontology annotation, cellular component: membrane. The transcript is spliced from 6 exons. Lineage: Eukaryota; Metazoa; Arthropoda; Insecta; Lepidoptera; Crambidae. Gene Ontology annotation, molecular function: signaling receptor activity. The coding region runs from base 1 to 1005 and encodes 334 amino acids. The record is from RefSeq and is a predicted model, not a curated record.
AUGAGAGACAAUCAGAGCGUGCCUGACUCGUGUACAACAACAAAUAUGUUCGACAUGUCAAUUCAGGAGGUGAACGGGAAGGGUCCCAAGAAGAGGAAAAAGUCGUUAGAGCGUAUCUGUGAUAAUGAGGGGCGGGAGGAGCUGGUCGCGCGCGAGGCCGGGCCCGCGGCGGCGGCGGGCGCGCGCGGCGUGCGCCUGCUGCACUGGCGGGACAUGCCGCAGCACCUGCAGUUCAACCCCUACGUGCUCACCGGCUACCGGCCGCUGCAGAGCUGGGCCGGCUGCGUCGGCAGCCUCUUCUACUUCCACAACGAGACCAUUAAUAUACUUACGCACGGUGUAUCGCUAGUGUAUAUGAUAAUGGUGCUGCCAGGCCUGCUGCCGUGGGGUGGCGGCGGCUCCUGGUUCCUGUCGCUGUGCCAUCUACUGGGCGCGCUGGCGCCGUGGUGCGGCUCCUUCCUGUACCACCUGUUCAUGAACCACACGCGCGGCGAGGCCAUGUACCAUCGCCUGCUGCAGCUGGACAUGCUGGGCAUCUGGGUCAGCCAGAGUAUAGGCGCGAUCCCGAUGGUGACGGCGACGGUGUACUGUGCGCCCGCGCCGCUGCGAUACGCCGCGCUGGCCGUCUACUCCAUCGGCAGCAUCGUCGGGCUCUAUAAGGCGAUGCGCGCGUGGUCUCCCUGGGAGCGGCGGCUGUGCUUCGCGGCGCCGUUCUGCAUGCGGCUGCUGCUGGCCGGCGCACGCGCAGCGCGCCUCGGCGGCGGCGACCCGCACGCCAUUCUGCACGUCUUCCUACAGGAUGCGGUCUCGUUGGGAGGUGGCGUCAUCGGAGCCAUGCACAUCCCGGAGAAGUGGUUCCCAGGGACCGUGGACCGCUGCCUCAACUCGCAUAACAUUAUGCACGUGCUCGUGGUCCUGGCCGUGUACUCCAUGCACCAGGUGACGACCCGUGACCUGGCGUGGAUGUCGCGCGUAGAGUGCCACGCGCCGCUGCGCCACCUCUGACGCCCGCCGGGCCCUCCGUCGCGCCCACUCCUGCGCAGCCUCGCACUGCUGAUCUAGAUCCAACCCUGAAUAAGGCCCUCUUUCCCACUGGGCACUCUGGGUCACUCAGGGCCCAGUGGGAACGAAGAAAUGCGGUCUUUAUCUGCUCUCAUAAAAAUUAAACAGUCACUUGUGAAUACUAAAGUACGCAAUCGCUGAAGAGUUAUAUAUUUUUGCAAUUUCCCUUUUUUUAAGAUAAAGGUAUUUUAAUGGCCUGGAAGCCCUGAUUAAAGACAACCUUGAAUUAGCAGCAGCACAUUUCAAAACGUGAAAGAUUCAGAAAAAAAUGUUGAAUUUAGACCUUUGCAUUUCUGAAACUCGGAUCGAUUUACCAUUAAAGGAAGCCUUUCGUUGCUUGAGUUGAGUGAGUACCCAAACGAACUGAAAACAAAGACGUGGAGGUUCAAAAUUUGCUACAGUUUUGGGUUUAUGUUUGCUACGAAAAAAAAAAUACAUCCGUGCUUAUCAGCGCGACAUAGUAGACAGGUGGCACCAACUCAUGUGAUAAGCGCCUUUCCUUGUCACCUGUCUUCCGCCUACACUGAACGGAUCCCGUAUAUUUAAAGUAAAGUUUAUAAACUAAACCAUAGUGUAUUAAUAAACUAUAAUUCCCUAUUUACUUUGUUGCGGGUCUGAAUCUCCGAAGUCAACAUCGUGGAAUGGAAAAUAACACGAGAUUAAUGUAGGUCAAGCCAUUUUUAAUUUUGUAAACGUCCCAAAAUAAGUAACUCUUUUUGAAUUCCAAAAGUUACCUACAAGUUAUGGAUAAAAUAAAGAUAAAAACUUUACGCUGACAAAAAAUAAGGAAUGUAAUAUUGAUGAUUUAAGGUUCUUUUUAUUUGACUGACUAACACAUUUUGUUCUGUUUUGUCGUGUUAGUUAGUUAAAUAAAAAAACAUAAAUUAAUAAUAUUCAUAUAUGUAUACAUAUUUAACAUUCCUUAUUUUUUGUCAGCGUCAAGCAUUUUAUCUUUAUUUUGCACUAAUAUACGAUUUUUAUUUAUGUUCAAGACAUGUAGUGAAGUCAUUCUUGCAAUGAAUAAUUUAAAUUGUAUCAUAUAAUUUUAACCCUACUACGUUAGUUAUUACAAAACAUAAUUAUCCCAAGUUAUUUUCGUAUAUUAAUUACAAACAAUGCUAAAGGACAUAAAUAAUUAUUAUGUAACUAAGUAGGUUACUGGGUUAUGUAACUAGGUAGUUAUUAUCAAUACCUAAAUAUAAUAGUAUCGAAACAUUCCUUCAACAAAACAGGUAAUGUGAGGAUAUCUUUUAAUGGUUUAAUUAAAGAUUAAAAUGAUUGCAUGCAAGUAAGUACGACUGGAAACCGAGAAAAACGUAGAGUUAACUGGCCAAAAACAUAAUUUAAAAUCAAUCAACGCGAUGCCAGCUAAUUCUGGGUUGAACAUAAAGUCACAAUUCAAUUUUGGACGCUAGUGCAAACGUCUAACUUCGCACACUUACUCCUUUGGAAUGGGUAUUAUAUUUUAUUCAAUAAACGUGAUUAAAAGCAUCAUAAAGUAAAUUAAAAAAAAAGCAAGAUAACUACAUAGAGCAUCAUCAUACAAAAAUCUUAUUUGCGUUUGAGAAGAACAAAAAAUGUGUAGGUACCUAUUAAAUUCAUGUCGCCACUAAUACCAAUCCUUAACACACUUUUGCAAGUACUAAAAUAUGAUGUUAAUUUAUGUUACAAAGGUGCACUGCAUAAUGUGCAAAACCACCUUAUCCUUAAUAAUCAUAAUAAUCGUGUUAAAAUAAUACAAACUAGUGUUACUUUGAUAAUGACUAAUUACGCUAAUUAAUACAUAAUUUGUUUAUACCAACAACAUUAAUAAUCACACAGCAACGGUAUUGUUUAUCGCAUCGAAGGUAUCAUUAGGGCAAGUGUAGCCUUUACUAAAUAAAACUUAUCUUAAAGUGAUCGUAAUAUUCAAAUCCAUUAUACACCAAUUAACGUAACUUGAUAGGUUUAUGAUAACGUUUUAUAGCAUGGCUCAUCUUAAUAUAUCCGACACUCAAACUUCUAAACAAUAAAUCAGGUUGUUUAUAUAAAUUAGCGUUCAGAUAUAAAUAAAAACUAAGAUAAUUAGUAAUAAGUUUUCGAGUACAAUUAAAACCGAUCAUUUGAACGCGAAACGAAAUCUAAUGCUCUUCGUAGAUGUAUUGAAAUUAGGCAUAGCGUUAAAUAAUAUUGUUACUACAAACUUUAAUUAUAAAUCGUCCUACUUCGGUCUGUCCUUGUAGUUUAGAACACUCAUGUAUCCCUUGUGAAUAAGAUAAUUGCGAUUCGUAUAAUUAAUCACAGGUACUUACUAUUGUUAAAGCGUGGGCUGUGUGAGUCUAGACCCGAGGGCAACACAAUGUAAAAAGACACGUUUGCUCGACUAGUGAUAGCUCAUAGAAAAAUUAGCUUAUAUCUUUAUCGAUCUUAUUUUUACAUUCCAUACCAGGAUUUAGUCAAAUAUUUGAUAGAGUAAUCAUAUUUUAGCAUUUACUUGUUAGUGAUCAUCGUGCUUUAAAUCACAUAAUGUUAAUGCUUCAUCAUCUAAUAGUAAGUUAACGCUAGCUAAGAUUUUGGUUACAUUGAUUUUGUGCGGUUUGGUGUUAUUGAAAUGAACUUAUUCGUAGAAUAACGCAAUACAAUAGAACGUUAAAUAUAUCCACUUAGGGAAAUCAUAUUUGUCCGCACUCAUAUUAAGGUAAUCAUAAAAUAGUAUUAUGAUUAUUUAAAAGUCAAUUGGAGUUUUAAAACUGCGUAAAAUUUCGGCAAGUGGUGAGAUGCUUCUUGUAGAUGCGCUCACUCUCGCGAAGCUUGACGCUGAUGCCGUAGGCUUCUAAAAUUCUAAAAGCGUUUUAUCAAAGUUGUUUGAAAACCACCCAAGAAUGUUGAAUAAUUCAGAAAUGUGGCGCAGUCAUAACUACACGUGGCAACUGAAUCACUUAGUAUGAAUAAAUCAGAAAUAAACAUUCAUCGUGAGUAGUCUAAUCAGUCAAUCUACAAUGUCUUAUUGAGAUCUACGAUGAGUAAUUUAAAUGUUCUUCUGAUUUUGGUUUCUGGAUUAGUCGUGCGUAGUUCCUUAUUUGCCUGUUUGAUGUGUACUGUGUACUAAUUAGGAAACAUCGACGACCAAACAUUCGUUAUAUUUUUGUAUUAAAAUCAUGAAUGUUGUGCGCUUCCCGCUUCACGGCACUAAUGGACGUGCGCGAACGAACACGUAUCCCUCGUUACUCGCUCGAUAGUGUAUUACUCAAAGGAUUAGACUAACCGUAGUGUGAGUAGUUAGGUAGAUUACAAGCAAUAAAUAGAUGACAAUUGUUAAGAAAUUUGACAAAAGUAGUCGCGUAAACGUUCGAUCAGAGAAAAUUUUACACAAUCGUUGAAUUUUUAAAACAAAUCUUUUUGAUGGCUUUAAAUAUCUACUUUUGUCAAAGGUCUGUUGUUUUGAUUAAUGAUUUAUCGUGGAUGAAAUAGUUUUAGAUGAGUGGAAGUGUACUUGAGGUUUUUACUGGGCGAAGCGGUGCGGCGCUCUCUGCUCGCUCGCUCAGCGCGCUGACACGCGCCCUUCAUUCAUACGCGAUCUUCUAUUCUAAUCAACAGAAUUAUUUUCAUUUAUAUAUUUUUGGAAAAUAAAUGUUUUCGAAUAGUUACAACAACAUGUAUUUACAAUAGGAAAAAGUUUAUUUUUCUGUGUGAUUACAACUAAAGACGCUACCUAUAUUUCGAAAAGUCUCUGUACAAAAAUUAUUUAUAAUCUAGCAGUCAAAUUAGUUGGUUGAUAAAGUUCUUCUAUUUUAUUAUAACUAUUAAUUGUGACUUGCCUAAUGUUCGUUAUUUACACGCUAAUAAAACGUAAUGAGAAUAAUUUUAUACGUACUCGAAUCUACUGAGGCGAGCGCGCUAUUUGAGGAUGCCUCUAAAUUAAGAUUUACGAUUAAAACGGAAAAAAACUUUUAAAAUUUAAUUAUAUUCUUAACGUAGUUAAGAUGUAAAAUAUUUUGCUUUCAUAUUUUGUUAUUUAAAGGCAUACAAUUGAAACAAACAAAGAAUACUAAUUUUACUUUUAUGCACGAUGGUUUUUAUAUUAAAUAAAAAUGUGUCUUUAUAAAAUUUCGCCCGAACUAUGUAAAAAAAUGGAUGCCAAAGAAAGAGUUCAAAUAAACCUAAACUACAUCAUAACCUAAUUUAUGUAUUGUGCAUAAAAAUACAUAGUACUUAAAUGCAUUUUCCUGAAAAACGUUUUGUUAAACAUUUCAAUAUCAUUCGUUCUAGUAGACGUACCUACUUUAGAAAAUUUCCAAUGCUAGCUUUACUUUUUCAUUUUUGCAAUGCAAUUUUAUCUACUAUACGAGUAUUAAAAUAAAUAACUUAGCCGUAAAGGCAGCGAAUGUAGAGUGAUAUUCAAAAGCAAUAUAACUAAGUUUUGUAUAACGUUGGUUUAACUUUUUUAAGGAACUAUUCCGUUACUGUUACUGCACUCUUGUACUACAUAGAGUACGAACCUUGAUCAUUCUCAAUCCGUAGACGUUGAAGAGAGUAUUAAAGUUUAAUUUGAAUUCAAA